AUGGCAUGGUUUCCCGCGGAUCCGAAUUGGACUGGCUUCUACCUGCCACGAGGGACCGAACAAGAGCUGGAAGAUUUCGAAAGCAUCCUCCGCGACAUACCGCAGCCUGCCAGCCAGCAGCAUGCAAUGUCCAGUGACCCCCAACAUGAUCUCCCGACGGUGGAUGCGACAUCCCCAGAUUUAUAUAGUACGAGCUUAAUGGCUCCAUCGACCAAUGAUAAUCCCGGGCUCAGCAAUCAAGCCACGAUCGGUGGAGACAGCCUAUUCCCCAACGCAUCCAAUCAGCCACACAGUAUGACACUGGCUCCUCGUGCUGAGCAGCCGUCAGAACAAUUGGCGAACCCCCGAGCAGCCGCCAAUGCUCGUACAGCCCGAACCCCUCGAAGGUCUCUUCAACCAGGGGGUAACGGGAGCACUCUAUUCCGAUGUGGCUGGAAGGACUGCACAUAUGACGGCACAUUUGGGCGGGAGGCCGAAUUAAUGCGACAUGUUAAACUCCUGCAUGUGUCGCCGCGUUCAUAUGAAUGCCGGAUGUUAGGAUGUGGGAGGGUCUUUAAUCGGCGAGAUAAUCUGUUGGAUCAUCGGCGCCGGGCACAUCCUAUCCAGCAGUAG
This is a messenger RNA of Aspergillus nomiae NRRL 13137, 612 nucleotides long. RefSeq lists its product as uncharacterized. The record is from RefSeq and is a predicted model, not a curated record. Bases 1 to 612 code for a protein of 203 amino acids. The transcript is spliced from 2 exons. NCBI's taxonomy places the organism in Eukaryota, Fungi, Ascomycota, Eurotiomycetes, Eurotiales, Aspergillaceae.